CCGAGAGGAGAAGUGUCAGACGGAUACGGAUUUGGGCUCUGCAGUCUGCAAAGGAAAACUGUCAUUUGUUCUCAUCUGACAGUUGUUUUUUUCCUCCCCUCCCUUUAAAGAAAAAGUGCGAUGAUGAAUGAUUUCCAUCAGAUCCUUUUUCACCAGACGCCUUGCUCAUCUUGACCAAUGGGAUUAGGUCGAAAAGGGUGAAAGUUGGAUUUAGUAAAUCAGUUGUUCGUUGUGGUUCUAACCUGCAAUAAUCCGGACCAGAGUUUGACAAAGAAAGGCAGAGAAUCGGACUUCAUCUGAAAGGAUGCGUGUAGUCUGGAUAUUUCUCCUCUUCAUUGAGGAGGGAUUUGCUCUGGCACAGAAGACGAGAGAUGCAGGUGCAGGACCACAGGGAGUUAAACCCUCUCAGAGGCCGCAUCGUUCUCGUCAUUGUGGAACCUGGGCCCGGGACACAGAGGGCGGCAGCUUCAGCUCCCCCAACUACCCGAACACGUACCCUCCCAACAAGGAGUGCCUUUAUGUGCUGGAAGCGCUGCCCCGCCAGAGAAUAGAGCUCCAGUUCAAUGACGCCUUCUACAUCGAGGCGUCAUUCGAGUGUCGUUUUGACCACAUCGAGGUGCGGGACGGUCCCUUCAGCUUCUCGCCACUCAUCAAUCGUUUCUGCGGCUCGGCCAGUCCCGGACUCGUCCUCUCCAGUGGACGCUUUAUGUGGAUCCGCUUCUUCAGUGAUGAAGAGCUGGAGGGAAUCGGCUUCCAUGUCCAGUACAGCUUUACUGCAGACCCUGAAUUUCAUCUUCACGUGGGAGGACUUCUAAACCCCAUUCCAGAUUGUCAGUUUGAGCUGUCUGGGGCUGACGGCCUGAUCCGUUCCAGUCAGGUGGAGGAGGAGUACAAAGUGAAGCCCGAGCAGGCGGUGGACUGCAUCUGGACCAUACGAGCUCCAACAAACAACAGGAUUUACCUACGAUUCUUGGAAUACCAGAUGGAAAACUCAAAUGAAUGCAAGAAAAACUUUGUGGCUGUUUAUGACGGCAGCAAUGCCAUUGAGGACCUGAAGGCCAAGUUUUGCAGUACAGUAGCUAACGACGUCAUGCUGGACACUGGUGUCGGAGUAGUGAGGAUGUGGGCUGACGAGACGAGCCGUCUCAGCCGUUUCCGGAUGCUGUUCACUUCUUUUGCCGACCCACCGUGUGCAGCCAGUGCGUUCUUCUGCCACAGUAACAUGUGCAUCAACACCUCUCUGGUGUGCAACGGCAUACAAAACUGUGUCUUUCCUUGGGAUGAAGGCAACUGCAAAGAGAAAAAGAACAAAGGUCUUUUUCACCACAUCACAAAGACCCACGGGACAAUAAUCUGUGUGUCUACGGGAGUUGUGCUGCUGCUACUCAUUGUCUCCAUCCUGGUGCAAGUCAAGCAGCCACGAAAAAAGGUGUUGGUACGUAAGAAUAACCUGUUUCCCCGGGGCGACUUCCAGGAAGUGUUUGACCCUCCCCAUUAUGAACUCUUUACUCUCAGAGACAAGGACAUGUCUGGGGACCUUGGCGAGUUAUCGGAGGAACUCCAGUCCCUGCAGGCGCUCAGGAGAUCCUCAUCAGGUUCACGCUGCGUACACGAACACCACUGUGGCUCUCAGGCCUCCAUCACCUCCGUCAAAGCCAGUCAGGGUGCACAUGGCCUGGGCAGGGGAUCCAUGGAGAUCCCUUCUUUCAGAGGGGACUUCCAGAGCACCUUACCUCCCUUCAGGGACUUGAACAGCAGCCUGCGUAAGAAGAGCUGGCCCAGUAUGAAACCGGGCCGGAUGCCGAGCCAUCACAGUAUGGGGGACAGAGCACUGGAGCGGCAGGAUAGAGUGAUGGAGGAGGAUGUAGAAGAGGAGGAGGAUGGAAGGUAUGAUGUGUAUGUACGCAGAGCAGGAAGCCGAAGAGGGAACUGUGAAAUUGCCCAGCAAAGAUCCUUGUCCAUGGACUUCUGAAAAGAAGAGACAAGGUUGGUGCAGUGAACACUACAGCAACAACAUUUUCAAAUCAGUGCCACAUCUGGGAGAACUCACACAUUUACAGGAUAAAGGAAAACUAAAGACACUGUGGAUAUAUUUAGUUGAAUACAUUUUACUGUAAUGCAAAUAGACUUUGUUGAAGUACGUUUUGAAUCAAUGUUUGUGUUCUAGAAGAAAGUUUUAAGAAGAAGCAUGGUUACAUUUUGUGCAAAAAUAAAGGAGGAAAAAAUAUCACUUUUGCUUAAUCUAUUACCUGUGUUAAAAAAUAAACAUCUACAUUUCCUCAGCACGGGUUAAGGAAAAGUCUUCUGUGUAGUAAGUUUUUAACAGCAGAGAUAGAAAGUCCCUCAGUGCUUCUUCCCUGCGGAUGGGUGUGUGUUGAUCAGGAAUCUUCAAAUAGGUUUGUCACACCGGUUUGAUUGGCGGAGUUACCUCUGUAAUUUUGGUGGACUGCCAAAGUGUUGCGUUGUUAUAAUCCAACCAACUCCAAACUCUCCACUGGCGCACCUAUCCCUGUCAAACACAAACAACUGUGUUUUUGUUUUUUUAAAUUUCCGGAUUGUACAGACUGAGUAACUGAUGGAUUAGCACAUUAACCUUUGAUUGCCGAGUUUCCUUGUAAAGUUUUUUUUUCCACCAUAUAUAU
Messenger RNA from Scophthalmus maximus (turbot), 2642 nucleotides. It is a transcript of the gene neto2b, whose product is annotated as neuropilin (NRP) and tolloid (TLL)-like 2b. Bases 305 to 1972 code for a protein of 555 amino acids. The transcript has 12 exons. Gene Ontology annotation, molecular function: protein binding. The record is from RefSeq and is a predicted model, not a curated record. NCBI's taxonomy places the organism in Eukaryota, Metazoa, Chordata, Actinopteri, Pleuronectiformes, Scophthalmidae.